Messenger RNA from Tribolium madens (black flour beetle), 3901 nucleotides. RefSeq names its product DNA-directed RNA polymerase, mitochondrial (gene mtRNApol). NCBI's taxonomy places the organism in Eukaryota, Metazoa, Arthropoda, Insecta, Coleoptera, Tenebrionidae. Bases 90 to 3866 code for a protein of 1258 amino acids. The record is from RefSeq and is a predicted model, not a curated record. Gene Ontology annotation, cellular component: mitochondrial DNA-directed RNA polymerase complex. Gene Ontology annotation, biological process: mitochondrial transcription. Gene Ontology annotation, molecular function: DNA-directed RNA polymerase activity; mitochondrial promoter sequence-specific DNA binding; protein binding. The transcript is spliced from 7 exons.
UGGCUGUGGUUGAGUGCACGUGAAUGUCAAAUAUUACCGUUUUUUACACUUUUUUACUAAUUUUAACAUGAAAUAACGAUUCCUCGAAUAUGUAUCGGUUAUUUAACACCCGAAUUUCGUCUUUGCGGAAGUUGCCAAGUUUGUCAUCCAGUUUUAACAGCGAAAAUGUAAAUUUUAAGGUUAGGGACCAGGGCGGCCUUCUCAAGACCCAACUAAAUAAUUACUGUAUUGCAUGUGCCCGUAACCAGUCCACUAGCACUAACCCCAAUUUAGUACUAAAAAAGAUCCGCAAAAGAUCAAAAUCAAAGAAAUCCUAUUAUGACCUACUAGUCGUAACCGAGUCAAACGCAAAACAACAAAAAACUUGCAUCAAGAAAUUAACCUGGAACGACCUCAAACUCCUCGCUUCAACAAAUCUAAACCUCAGUGAACUCCACAAACUCAAAGACUUGACCAAAGACAACCAGCACGUCCAGGAGCACACCUACAACAACUUGGCCGCGAUUGACCCCAUUUCCGCCGUAGAAACCGACAUUCUCAACGCCAAGACCCAGGAAACGCGUCUUGUCACCAUCACCGAAAUCCCCCAAAUCGAGCCCCAACUUCCCGUCGACGAAAUCCUCGAAACAAUCCCAAAAAUCGACUCUUUACAACCCGAAAUAAUCGAGGAACCGCCAGAGAUAAGCGAGGUCACUGACCCCGUCCCCAAAAUGAAUUUAAGCAAAAAAGCGCGAUAUGAAAUCUCGGUCAAAACCCUGGGGUCGUAUUUAGAGAUGUGCGCCAGUUUGCAAACCCCGACACGGGGCCUAAACGCGCUCAUCUUCCACAACCAGCGCGCGACAAGAGGGAAAGAUUUGACGUUUUCUACCAUGAAAAGUAUCAAGGUUUACAAUGCUCUACUGAAGGGGUUUGCCACCAAGGGCGAAACGUCGCGACUCGAAGAGGUGAUUGCGAUGAUACGGAAGGAGAAUGUCAAGUUUGACAUGCAGAGUUACAUUGCGAUUCUUGAGUGUUACGGAAGGGCGAAUUUUCACGACCAUUAUUUGAAACAGAUUCGGAUUUAUGCCAAAGAGGCCAUUUCAGGGGGCUUCACCUUCGAUCGGAUGCUCAACGAGGGGAUUUUCCUCAACGAUGAGCGAGAAAUAGUCUUGGCAACAAUGCAAAAAUUCGACCCUAGUUAUACCCCAAAAUACACCGAACCAGUGGUUCAGUACAAAAACGAACUGGUCAAUAGUUUGAACCACUCUAGUCAAUUACUCCCGCCCCAAGAAACACAACCCAAAAGUGGGCUUUUUUGCGGUUUUAUGAAAUCAGCUGUUGAGAAACAAUUAGAGUUGGAGAAAACCGGUCAUUUGGUCGUUAAAAGUAUCGAAAAUCGGGGUAAAGUCUCCGAGGAGGUGCUCAAAUACCGCGAAAUAAUGAACCAACAAAUCAGGGUUUGGGAGGAGACGGCUGCGAAGGCUUUCAGUCGCGAUUUGAGUGCGUUAGCUGCACAAAAAAGCCCCCUUAACCACGAAAUCUACCUGAGGAGUAUCCCCCUUAGGGACUUUGUCACAAUCCUUGUCAACGAAGCGAAACAAAUCGCUGAGGGUUCAGAGACUUAUAGUCCAACAGUGAACCAGUUGUACCGCGAUUUGGGGAAUAAAGUCUAUGCGAGGUACAAAAUUUUGCGUAAACAAAAGACAGGUGUCUUGGAUAAGGUCACCUCAAUUCAUUCGAGGUAUUGCGAGGCUUAUGCAAACCAACACGAGAUUCUUGAUGUUUUACCGGGGAAAAUGCAUUGUGUGAAUCCCCGACAGCAAUGGCAAUGGUUCGAGUACAGUUUGAAAGACAAGGGGGCGACUCUGACUAUGGAUCAUCGCGGUUGGUCCCCAUCAACGCUCCAAACCAUCGGGAAAUUCCUCUAUAAAAUCGUAAUGCACGAUUUGAAAGUCGAUGUUAACGCCAUGAAGGCCAACGUCAAGAAUCGGAACCACCAUCCGGCUUUUUAUACCGUGUUCCGGACUCAGGGCCGGAUUUUGAAGGAGGAGGUGAAGCCGCAUCCGGUUUUGUCCCGGUUAUUCCGGGCAUCGAUGCCGGAAACGUUGACUUUUCCGGCGAAUGAACUCCCGAUGUUUUGUCCACCCGUUCCAUGGACUUGUGUCGAUAACGGGGGGUAUUUGGUAAUGCCGUGCGAUGUUGUCAGAUUGCCCCCACAAGCCGUGUGUCAGAAACAGCGGUUGUAUCAAAGUGAGCUUCAGCAGUUGUAUCCGCCUUUGGAUGCACUGAAUCAGUUGGCAGCAGUGGCGUGGAAGGUUAAUACCGAUAUUUUGGAUGUCAUUUUGGAGGUUUUUAAUAAGGGAGGAUCGGCGAAAUUGGAUGUUCCUGAACCGCCGACUGCGCUAGCGAAGCCUCAGUCUGUCACGAAUGAUAUGGACAAGGCAGAGAAAUUCAAAUUGUUUAGACAGAAGUUGCAGUAUAGGAGGAAGAAGGCUGAGAUGUAUUCGUUGUGGUGCGAUUGUUUGUAUCGCUUAUCACUGGCCAAUCACUUCCGGUCUGAUAUAUUUUGGUUACCGCACAACAUGGACUUCCGGGGGCGCGUGUACCCCGUGCCCCCCCAUUUGAACCACCUGGGCUCAGACUUGGCCCGCUCCAUGCUAGUUUUCGCCGAAUCUCGUCCUUUGGGCCCCCAGGGUCUCAAUUGGCUUAAAUUGCACUUAAUCAACCUCACCGGUUUGAAAAAACGCGACUCGAUAACCGAUCGCUUGGCAUACGUUGAGACAAUCAUGGCGGACAUCCUCGAUUCGGCUGAUAACCCCCUUAGUGGCCGCCAAUGGUGGGCCGAAUCCGAGGAGCCUUGGCAAACCCUAGCCUGCUGUAUCGAAAUCGCCAAAGCUAUAAGAUCGGGGAAUCCCGAGAAAUACCGAUCACACUUCCCGGUGCAUCAAGACGGCAGUUGCAACGGUUUACAGCAUUACGCCGCAUUGGGGAGGGACAGUGCAGGGGCGUAUAGUGUGAAUUUGUGCCCCUCAGAGGUGCCCCAGGAUGUGUACAGUGCUGUGGUGACGUUAGUGGAGCAGCAGAGGAUGGAGGAUGCGGCGAAUGGGGUUGAAGUGGCGAAGGCGCUUCAAGGGUUUGUCAAACGUAAAGUGAUCAAACAGACGAUCAUGACGACGGUUUAUGGGGUUACCAAGUUUGGGGCGAGGUUACAAAUCGCGAGACAAUUGAAGGAUAUUGAUGAGUUCCCGAAAGAUUUAGUCUGGGCGGCGUCUUCGUACCUAACUGGUCGUACUUUCGACUCAUUGAGGUCGAUGUUUACGUCGACGAGGGAAAUUCAAGACUGGUUCACCGACUGUGCCCGAUUGAUUUCCAUGAGUGGGCAACAUGUCGAAUGGGUGACGCCCAUGGGGCUGCCCAUUGUGCAACCAUACAUUAGGUACAAGAAUUUAGGCACAUCUUUGGUCUACAAGCCGUUCCAUAUGGACGAGUUUGAGAAACCAAAUGUGAUGAAACAGAAAAACGCCUUUCCUCCGAAUUUCAUACAUUCGCUUGAUUCUAGUCACAUGAUGCUCACAUCGCUGUUUUGCGAGAGAGCUGGGAUUACGUUCGUUUCAGUUCAUGAUUGUUAUUGGACGCAUCCUUCAACUGUAGAUAUUAUGAAUAAAAUAUGUCGGGAACAAUUUGUCGCACUUCAUUCAUUGCCAAUUUUAGAAAAUCUCUCCUUGUUUUUGACUGAAAAGUACAGUUUUGGAAAAGACGACCUUAUCGGGGAUGGAUCUGUAUCAGAUUUGACUAAAACGAAACUGAAUAAGGUGCUGAGGAAGUUACCAAAAACAGGCGAUUUUGAUAUAACACAAGUUUUAAAUUCGGUGUAUUUCUUUAGUUGACUUUUAAGUUAAUAAAGUGAUUUUGUUACUUAGCA